Messenger RNA from Schistocerca serialis cubense, 2646 nucleotides. Its product is annotated as mitogen-activated protein kinase kinase kinase 7-like. Bases 125 to 1819 code for a protein of 564 amino acids. Gene Ontology annotation, molecular function: magnesium ion binding; MAP kinase kinase kinase activity; ATP binding. The record is from RefSeq and is a predicted model, not a curated record. The transcript has 12 exons. Lineage: Eukaryota; Metazoa; Arthropoda; Insecta; Orthoptera; Acrididae. Gene Ontology annotation, biological process: positive regulation of canonical NF-kappaB signal transduction; protein phosphorylation; JNK cascade.
CACUGGCAUCUUUGAAAUCAAAGAUGGCACCAAAAAAGUAUUUUGAUAAGUGAACCGAAAUGGGAAUGUGAUUUAUGUAAAUAAUCAGACAAUAUUAUAAACUAUGUGAUGGUGGGAAAAACACAUGGCGUGCAAGGAAGGAAAUGUCCAACCUCAGCACUUUGUCGAAGAAAUUGAUUACAAUGAAAUAAAAAAGAUACAGGUUGUAGGGAAAGGUUCAUUUGGCGUUGUUUGGAAAGGAAAAUGGCGGAACAUUGAUGUAGCUGUAAAACACAUAGAUUCUGAAGCAGAAAAGAAGGCAUUUGCAGUUGAAGUGAGACAGCUGUCAAGGAUAAAUCAUCCCAAUAUUGUAAAACUUUAUGGUGCCUGCACUCAAAAUCCAAAUCCAGUAUGUCUUGUGAUGGAAUAUGCAGAGGGAGGUUCACUGUACAAUGUUCUUCACUGUCGACCGUUACCUAAAUAUACUGCAGGCCAUGCUAUGAGCUGGGCAUUGCAGUGUGCUAAUGGUGUAGCUUAUCUGCACAACAUGAAACCAAAAGCAUUAAUACACAGGGAUCUUAAACCACCAAACCUUCUUCUCAUAAUGGGUGGAAAAGUACUCAAAAUAUGUGACUUUGGAACAGCCUGUGAUAAGAAAACCUAUAUGACAAACAAUAAAGGGAGUGCUGCUUGGAUGGCUCCUGAAGUGUUUGAAGGUUCAAGCUAUACCGAAAAAUGUGAUGUCUUUAGUUGGGGAAUUAUUCUGUGGGAAGUUUUGAGCAGGCGGAAGCCUUUUGAUGACAUUGGUGGCUCAGCUUACAGAAUUAUGUGGGCUGUGCAUACUGGUGAACGACCACCCCUGAUAGAAGGAUGCCCACGACCCAUUGAAUCUCUUAUGACCAGGUGUUGGGACAAAAAUCCAGCAAACAGACCAUCAAUGGAUGAAGUUGUUCAUAUAAUGAAUGCACUUUUUCCGUUCUUUACUGGGUAUGAUGAGCCUGUACAAUAUUCUUCUGGAGAUGAAGAGUCUUCUCAAGGUAGUGCUCUGCCAGAAGAAUAUGACUCAGAUGAUGAAGACACACAAGCUGAAAUGGGAACAACUUUGACAGAUCGUUCAAAGACCCAAGUCUCUUCAACAUCAACAAUGAAUGGUUCUAUUAUGACACAAGGAAAAACAGAGCUGGUGGCAGAGAGUCUGAAGAAACCUCUACAAAUUGAAGUUGAUCCUUAUCCUUGGACACUGGAACCGAAGGAUCAAGAUAGAGGCAGAAGGUCCACUGAAGGAAUAAGGUUGAGGGAACCCAACCCGUAUAUAGGUUGGCAAUCAGAUGAUGAUAUGAGGAAGACAACACCUGGCACUAUAGAAAUAAUGAAGACAACUGGGCUUGACAAGUCAGUGCCUGUACAAAAUGCACCAACAAGUGGCAGCAGCAGCACGACACACGAAGAAUUGGACAAUGUGUAUCUAAUGUUGGAUCCUCAGUUGCAUCCUAUUUCUCCAGACAACACAUGUAAGGAAUCUGUGCAAAUCUUCGAGGAGCACAAGCGGCUGGCACAAGAAUACCUAAAGGUGCAAACUGAGAUUGCCUACCUGUCUCGACACAUGGAUCAGUUAGCAGAAAGGCUUAGUGAGGCCGAGGGCCUGAGCCAGUUGGACCAACAGGACUCGGAGCGGCUGCAAGAGGAGUUACGCAAACUUGAAAAUGAAAAGGAAAACCUACAAAAACUUCAUAGGAAUCUUAAACGACAACUGGAACUUAUUAAGGGUCAACGAAGAGAGAGUGUUGGAAAUGAUGGAUGGGUCGUUGUGCCACACCAGGACCACUCUCACUUAACUUAGCUGCUGCUGAGUGUGUCUCCAAGUACUGUAUUUUUAUACCAAGAGUGAAUGUGACUGUAAUGCAUAUAAAAGUGAAAGUAAUAAGUUUGGUCCUCGAUGAUUUGUGUUCCGUUAAUACUACUAAAACUUUUAAUUGCUGACCUGUAAAAAAAGCAUUUAUAGUAUUUUUGUCAGACUGAUGUGUGUAUUUUAUUGUAUCUUAUUUUGUUUUUCAAUGAAAACCGCAGAUUGCCCUGUGGAGUGUUCUUUCUCCAGUCUGCAAGGUGUUUUCAUUUGCUUUGCCUGUAAUUUUCAGCAACAACAUCUGUGACUUGAUUUAUCUGUCAGUUUACAAUUGUAUUGCUCAAAUCCUUAUAUAGAUCUGUUUCUUGUUUUCAUAUUUAUAAAAAAGUAGAAUAUCUUCAAGUGAAGUCAUAUGACUCAAAAGGAAGCAUUCACAAAAUAUUCUUGUGACAACAUGCCAGUUUUCAUGAGGAAGUUAUUAAGGAAAUAAUUACAAUUAAAGUUAGUGGAUUGCACUAAUAUUUAAUGUUGAGUAAGUGUACACAAGAAAGACUGUUGAAUAGUAUUUUUGUGUUUGCUUACAAGAUGACUUCAUGUUAAUUAUAGACUGGACACAACCAUAUUUAUGAAAAAACUAUUGCAUUAUGCUUUUCUGUUGUAUUUAACUGUUCAAGUGACAGGCUUAAUUGUGAGCCCUUUGUUUGUAUUGUCCUGUAAAUGCAGAGGUGUGGCUGGAACAGGUGUAAAAAAAUUUAAGUUGUUAGAGAAAACAAUGGCAAGAAGUAUACCAAACUAGUAAUGGUUUUAGUCUGAUAACAUUUCUU